CGCCCCGCUGGGCGGCAGCUCGGGGAGGAGUGUUCGGUCGGAGGAUGUGAUUUCACAGCCCGGGAUUGCUGUUUGAAGGGCGGCCACAUCCUAGGGGCGGCACAGUGUCGGCCUGCAACCCACCUGACAGGAGAGGCGCCGCUGGGGACGCCUUGGGAGUAUGAGGCUCUCACCUCCACUGGCCACUCACUCGUGACCCUUCACCACGGCGGAACCUUCCAAACCCACCUCUUGCCGUGUGGUGAUCUACCUGAAGCGGGAGAUGUCGGGGGAUACCUGCUUGUGUCCAGCUUCAGGGGCCAAGCCCAAGCUAAGCGGUUUCAAGGGAGGAAGCCUGGGCAACAAAUACGUCCAGCUCAAUGUGGGCGGUUCGCUGUACUACACCACUGUGCGGGCACUAACCCGGCAUGACACCAUGCUCAAGGCCAUGUUCAGCGGGCGCAUGGAGGUGCUGACUGACAAGGAAGGCUGGAUCCUCAUAGACCGAUGUGGAAAGCACUUUGGCACCAUUUUGAAUUACCUCCGUGAUGACACCAUCAUCCUCCCUCAGAACCGUCAAGAAAUCAAGGAAUUGAUGGCUGAAGCCAAAUAUUACCUCAUUCAGGGCCUGGUGAACAUGUGCCAGAGUGCCCUGCAGGACAAGAAGGACUCCUACCAGCCGGUGUGCAACAUCCCCAUCAUUACCUCCCUGAAGGAGGAGGAGAGGCUCAUCGAAUCUUCCACCAAGCCUGUAGUGAAGCUGCUGUACAACAGAAGCAACAACAAGUACUCCUACACCAGCAACUCCGACGACCACCUACUGAAAAACAUUGAGCUGUUUGACAAGCUCUCCCUGCGCUUCAACGGUCGUGUGCUCUUCAUCAAGGACGUCAUCGGUGAUGAGAUCUGCUGCUGGUCAUUCUAUGGCCAGGGUCGCAAGCUGGCAGAGGUGUGCUGCACCUCCAUUGUGUAUGCUACAGAGAAGAAGCAGACCAAGGUGGAAUUUCCAGAGGCCCGAAUCUAUGAGGAGACACUCAACGUCUUACUCUACGAGACCCCGCGAGUCCCUGACAACUCCUUGUUGGAGGCUACAAGCCGUAGCCAUAGCCAGGCUUCCCCCAGUGAAGAUGAGGAGACCUUUGAACUACGGGACCGUGUCCGUCGUAUCCAUGUCAAACGCUAUAGCACUUACGAUGACCGCCAGCUCGGCCACCAGUCUGCCCAUCGUGACUGACAAAACCCUCAGGGAGUCAGGGCAUGGGACACCCUGUCUCCCGUCCUGUGGAACCCUGCCCUAUUGGCCACCCCACGCUGCUGCUGGCUGGGCUUCUGCUCCAGCACCCAGAGGCAUGAUAGGCCCUGCCUGCGAGGUCAGAGGGCCUGAGGGGAGGGACCACAUUCCUUUGCCCUGCUCCCUGAGCACUUCAAAAUGGCUGAGUCCUGGCCCCUUUGCUCAGCAUCUCCCUUCCUGACAGGGAGCUGCUUCUGCCCCUGGGACGAGUGGACUAAUGUGCCCACGUCCUGCUAAGGGCAUCCCCUUGGCCCUUUGCUAAAUGCCCCUUUGCUUAGCUGAGGCCCACAGGAAGUGGGUCAUUCUGUGGAGAAGGUGCUGCUGGUGCUGUGGAGGCCGUUUCUUAGAAGGUGGGGCUCCUUUUUUCUUAAGUUUAAGCACAGGCUUGAGGAGGUUUUGUUUUUUUAAUCUAGGAAAUGAAUAGUUAUAGGUCUAAUAAUGAGGGGACUGGGUAUUCCUGCUACCCCUCCAGGAUGCCAAGACCCUGGACCUGUCUCCAUGCCUUUGGGAUCUAUUUUUUUAAAGCACUUUGUUCUUUUGUUCAGGAGAUGUAUAUUCUUUCCUGACCUAUGUUGUCUUUUUCUGACCCUAAUCCCCUCUUCCUGCAGAAUCAAUCUGAGGGAGGAGAUAGAAGCAAUAAGAUACUGACCAGUUUUGGCUGCCAGGAUGGCCAAACAGCCUGCCCAGACAGUGCUGAGAAAGGAUGUGUAAGUUGGGAACCUGUGGUCCUAAUAACGGCCCUGUGAGAAAUGACACUUUGCCCCAACAUCUUAGACUCACAUAACUGACUCCUAAGGCCUAACAUGAUUGCUCUUUUUGAUUCUCUUGCUGUCAGCUCCAAAGAAUGAUGUCCUUACUAUAAGGCCAAAACCAUUUUAGGGGCCAGGAGCAUGAGCCACAGCAGGAAGGCUGUGGAACCACUGGACACAGCCCUGCAGUCUCUGCAGCCCUGUGCAGAAAUGGUGUGUGCUUGGCCAAACAUCCCCUCUCCCCCACCAAUGCUAUUGGUUUUGUGUCCUGGUUGGAGAUGGGGGUUCUUCCCAGGGUGAGUCUCUAAACACAGGGUAAUGUGAGCAGCCUAAGCCCCUUAAAAGGGUUCUUCAUUUCUUUCUUGUUGGGUAAUUUAGCCAUGGAGAUGCCACGCACCAGCUCUUGGGCAAGGAUGCGAGUUCCUCUUCAGGGCUUUGGUUUUCAUUCUGUUUGGCUUGGCCCUUGGGAGGCUGCUUAUCUGAAUUCUUUUCCAAAGGAAUGCCAUCAGGAAGGAAUGUUCAGCCAGCCUAACAAAUAACAAAGCAGCAUAGCCACUUAGCAGUACCCACUCAUUCAAGAAGGGACAUAAGUUAUCAAGUUCAGCUCUCAACUACUCUUACAAUAAGCCCUUAAGUGGCUGUUCAUGGCUGAUUCCACAGGGUCUAUGGGCAAAUGCCAGGCCAGGGUUAAUAGACACUCAACAAGGACCUGAAAUGACAUGAUGGGGCAGGGAAAUGUGACUCUAAUCAGGUAUUUUACACUUGUCACAAUGUAUAAAGACUUUCAGGUGAGGCACCCUCGUGAUCAGCUAUAAACAAUUCUUCCAGCCCUCAGUGAAGUAAUAAGAUGAAGACAAAUCCAUUUCUUUGGCCAGAUUCUGGCUUUGGCUUUGUGCCUUUUUCACAGAGCCUGGAAUAAUUCUGAGGCCACUGGCCUACUUCCUCAACUGUCCUCCUGAUGUCCUUUAAUACUCAAAAGUCCCAGGUCCCCACUGAAGUAUUUUAUAAUGAUUGUCCUUUGACCUUCACAGCUCCUGUAACCUCUUUACUGCUUUGACAUUCAGAUUCUCUGCUCAGUGGUGACUAGUCUUUCUUCCUGGGACUUGAGACACUUUUCCCUGACUGAAAAUAUUUCCUUGUUCUUAAGAAAAAUACUAAAUUGAGCUCAAUGAAGUAAUCUUAGCUUUUUAAAUCAGA
Messenger RNA from Eptesicus fuscus (big brown bat), 3216 nucleotides. It is a transcript of the gene TNFAIP1, whose product is annotated as TNF alpha induced protein 1. Gene Ontology annotation, cellular component: Cul3-RING ubiquitin ligase complex. Gene Ontology annotation, molecular function: protein binding; ubiquitin-protein transferase activity. Gene Ontology annotation, biological process: negative regulation of Rho protein signal transduction; proteasome-mediated ubiquitin-dependent protein catabolic process; protein homooligomerization. The transcript is spliced from 7 exons. Bases 263 to 1213 code for a protein of 316 amino acids. Lineage: Eukaryota; Metazoa; Chordata; Mammalia; Chiroptera; Vespertilionidae. The record is from RefSeq and is a predicted model, not a curated record.